This is a messenger RNA of Agrilus planipennis (emerald ash borer), 637 nucleotides long. RefSeq names its product baculoviral IAP repeat-containing protein 5 (gene Det). The record is from RefSeq and is a predicted model, not a curated record. Bases 108 to 533 code for a protein of 141 amino acids. Lineage: Eukaryota; Metazoa; Arthropoda; Insecta; Coleoptera; Buprestidae. The transcript has 3 exons.
GUUAAAUAACCUAAAAGAUCUAUUGUUUUCAGUCGUUACUGAUUUACUAAAGUUUUUACUAAUUUUACUUAUCAAAACAUUAUAACGUGGCUUACACUACAAGUAAAAUGAACGAUAGCGACUUUGAAGAAUUUCAAUAUAAACUGAAUCUUAUGCUUGAGAAAAAUCGAUUAGAUUCCUUUAAUAACAAAUGGGUAUUCGAUGAUAGCAAGCCUUGUAAUGCAAAAAAGUUGGCAGAAGCAGGUUUUUAUUACACUGGAACUGAAGAAGAACCAGAUUUUGUUCAAUGUUUCUUUUGUGACAAACAAUUAGUUGGUUGGGAAGAGGAGGAUGAUCCUUGGCAAGAACACCUUCAUCGAUCUCCCCAGUGCGAAUUUGCAAAACAUAACAAGUUGGAAAUGGAGCUGACAUUGGCACAGUUCAUUCAAUUAAGAGAGAAACUUGUAAUGAAACUUUUUAAAAAGUGGAUGUCAAAGAGAGAUGAACAGUUUGAGUGGAUGUUUAAAAUGAUCAAUGAAUUGAAAAGACGAUAAAUUGUAGGUAAAGAUGUAACUAGGAACUUAGGGUUAAUUAAAAUUUAAUAUGUAACUUCCUGAUAAAUAGAUUAAUGGAUAACAAAAGAGCGAAUUUUAUACAU